Molecule: messenger RNA, 572 nt
Organism: Asparagus officinalis (garden asparagus)
Lineage: Eukaryota; Viridiplantae; Streptophyta; Magnoliopsida; Asparagales; Asparagaceae
Product: ethylene-responsive transcription factor ERF109-like
Exons: 2
Coding region: 1-513 (170 amino acids)
Biological process (GO): regulation of DNA-templated transcription; ethylene-activated signaling pathway
Molecular function (GO): DNA binding; DNA-binding transcription factor activity
Source: RefSeq, a predicted model, not a curated record
AUGGUCAAAACCCCCCCCCUACCACCGAUCUGCGCUCUCUGCGGCAUCUCAGGCUGCCUCGGCUGCGAAUUCUUCGCUUCGGGUGAACUAAUUAGAGAGGUGAAAAGUUCUAGCAGCUCCUUGAUUGAACCGAAGAUAAAGAAGAGGAGGAAAAAGCCCAAGACGAGUGAGUACAGGGGAGUGAGGCGGCGGCCGUGGGGGAAAUGGGCGGCGGAGAUAAGGGACCCGUUGAAGGCGGUGAGGAAGUGGCUGGGGACGUUCGACACGGCGGAGGAGGCUGCGAGGGCGUACGAUAAGGCAGCGAUCGAGUUUAGGGGAGCUCGGGCGAAGCUUAACUUUCCGUUCCCGGAACAAGAACAGCAUCAAGAGAAGGAGAAUGAGAAUGAACCUAGUGAUGAGCUUAAAUUUCCGACGUUGAGUGAAGGCUCAUCGGUGGAGAAGGAGACAGGGGAGGAGCGUACUACAGUGGGGUUGUGGGAUGGGCUUCCUGACCUUUUCGAGAUUGAUUUCUAAAGCACAUGCAGAUUGUUUUUUGUGAGCAAUGUGUUCCUUUUUUUUUUUUGGAUAGUCUC